Molecule: messenger RNA, 2669 nt
Organism: Cyprinodon tularosa
Lineage: Eukaryota; Metazoa; Chordata; Actinopteri; Cyprinodontiformes; Cyprinodontidae
Gene: themis2
Product: thymocyte selection associated family member 2
Exons: 6
Coding region: 15-2129 (704 amino acids)
Biological process (GO): T cell receptor signaling pathway
Source: RefSeq, a predicted model, not a curated record
CCCAGUGAACAGCAAUGGCAGGCACCAUUGCUUUGCCGCUUCAAGAAUUCAUUGCCUCACUGGACAAUGCCAGCUUGCCAAAAAUUUUGCAAGUUUGUUCUGGAGUUUAUUUUCAAGGUUCGAUAUAUGAAAUUUCUGGAAGUGAAGUGUGUUUUUCGACUGGGGAUCUCGUAAAGGUCAUUGGCAUUGAACUGCAGUCUGUUUCCUGUGAAGACGUCAUUAAAAAUGAAACGUUUGAGUUGCCGAUCACUCACACAGGACUCUUCAAAGUGGUCCCCAAGCAGAUGCCAUACUCUUCUGUUGAGGAGAUGUUAAGCCUGAGGCCCGUCGGCCUCGAUGACUCCCUUCCUUUUACCUUCACCAGCCAUACCAAGAUGACCUUCGGCAGUCUCACGUUGGGGGCAGGCAAAGCCCUGACUGUGCUCUCCAUCCAGAGGCAUGAGGGCAAAGAGGAUAUGGUGCGUUGCCAUGUAAGAGGGGAAACGGAGGCCUCGGCCGAAGUCUGCAUUCCUCUGUCGUCUCGAGGGGAGUUUUACGAAUGCGAGAGUGAGGAAUGCUACACUCUUAAGGAGAUCAUGUCUUCACCUUGCCUUCGCAUUCGAAGAUUUCGCUUCGUUAAGACCACCAAGUGUGAGCGAAUCCUUGUCUUCAGUCCAAUCUACCAGGUCCAGGCCAUCAUGAACUUGAGAAAGAACGUGUUGAGGUUUCCGUCCAGCCUAGAGGUGGAUGUUGUUGAUGUCACUGAUGUGUGUAAAGACGUAAACUUCGUGACCCCUCUAAGCCUGACAGAGGUCCUGUCGCAGCCGGACAAUUCAUUCCCUGUAGUGGCAGAGAUAUUGGAAGAGCCUCAGAGCCGUUCUUUCUUUAAGUGUGCCUGGCUACCAGGGCUUGUCAAGAGCACCAACUUGGUCUUGCACAACAAAGGAACUACACCUAUGGUCCUGAUGUCCAGCUUGAAGGGCCGGAAGAAUCAGCAGUACUUCCUUGUUUCCCAGCAAUAUGGUGGAAAGUUUCGAAGGCGUCCAAGAGAGUUCAACUCAGUUUACGAGCUGUAUGUUGCUUCAACCCAGACACAGGGACUCACGGUGAGUGUGACAAGGAACUGUGAAGAAGUGGAGGAGGAGGGUAUGCCAGACCUCAGCGUUGGGGAUAAGCUUAAGAUUGUGAGCUGCACCAGAAUGGAGUUACCUGGUGAAAACAUCAAAGGGCAGAGGCAGUCUGUGGAGGCUCUUUUGUGUCAUCGUCUCCAAGAGCCAGAAGAUGAGGAUGAGGAUGAGGAGGAAGAGAAUACACAAAAGGAAAAACAGGAGGAGGAAAAAGAGGAGGUCUUACUGCCUCUUUACAUGCAGGGUCACUUUGUAGAGAUUCUCAGCGAAAACAAAAAGUAUAAACUCAGGGAUUUGAGAAAGGAGUUCAGUUUGCCACUGGACGUCAAAGUGGUGAGUCGAGACACUGAUCUAGAGACGGAUCCACUAUUCGGAUCUUCUUGUCUAAGAAUCGAGGGGGCAAUGUUGGAGCCCAGUAUCCAGGCAAGCUUUCAAGAUCGACCGGACCACUGUUUCCACAUCCUGCCCCAGUGGCUUUCUAUGUCUGUCUCUUUCACACAGGAGCCCCUACCAUGGGCUCAGGACAAUUGCCCAAAGUGUUUCAUAGAAAAGGUUAGUGAGGUGACAGACACAUUCUUUUAUGAUUUUCGCAAAAAGGAUAACUCGGACGAGGCUCCUCCCCCUCGACCACCAAAACGAGAUUUGUCAUCGUCAAACUUGGUCAAAAAAACAGCUAAAUCUACCAAAAAAUCUGCAAAUCCAAAGAAAAAGAAGGAUAAAACCAUCCCAACAGAGAAGUUGAACGAUUUAACACUGAAUCAAAAGAAAAGGCCUCCAGCUCCCCCGCCUCCAGAGGUCCUAAACGAUGACCUCCCUCCUCCUGUUGUACCAAGAAAGUGCUCAACUGCAGAUAAAACAAGCAAGGCCCUUCCAAACACUUAUGUAAAGAUACAUCAAACCAUAGUAAAGGAGCACCUGGAUGACGUGCCUGCAGACGUGGAAAGUGACCAUGACUACGAAACUUUGGAUGAGACUUUAGUAACUAUGGUUAAAACUGCACAAGAAAGUGUGAUGUUCUAUUAACAGGAAAAGCCAUUUUGUAACUUUAAUGUGAGUUUAAUCUAACAAUAUUAUCUUGAAUGUGGGCACGGAGUGCUGAAAUCAGAAGAAGCUAAAUUAGAACCGUAGAGUCUAGUUUAGAAGAAACAAACUGUCUAUAAAUAUUUACAUUGUGCUCAAACUCCUGAGGCUUUAGUAAAACAUUAGCACAGAAAAAAAAUGUACUGUUACUAUGGUGACUAGUAUUGUUAGAAAGUACUUGUACUUCAAUUAUUUGUCUGUCGAGGUUGUCAAUGCUACUUCUUCAAUUUCCUCUGUGCUCCAUCAUUGAAAAGCUUUUUUAUUUUUCACGGCAGAUGUUUUUAUUUAAAAAAAGCACAGAAAGCGCCGGCGGAUGGAUUCGAGUUGCCAAGUCUUUUUUUUUUUAAGUGCGACUUUAGCUUAGCUGCUACACCAAUAAUGCAAACUAGCAAUACCACUGACAGCUGAACUCAAAAACACUGAAUAUCUCUUCAUCAUUUGCACCUGUUGCCUGAUAAAGGGGUGGGGGAUACCAGGCAGCAA